UGUCCUGGAGCGCGCCAUUGCCUAAACUGGGCUGUUGGAUUUCCGUUGCCAUCGCCACUGGACGGCUCACUGGACGAAGGUGACUAAACGCAUUGGGCUUUUAACAUGGGGGCGGCGGAAUCUGCGCAGCGGGACGGCAAGCCCGAGGACGAUGCGAAAGUCCAGGAACAUAAUGUGGAGGUGAACGCGGAGCAGGCAGAGCAAAAUCUCGAAGUGAAGUUACUACAGAAGAAUGGACAGAUAUCCCGCUUGAAUGGAGCCCCAGAGGACCAAGCUGAGGAGUUAAAUGGUCUUUGUGAGGAGAAGGACCUGGCAGAGGUUGCCUCAGACCUGAAAGCAGACAGUCCAUCUGUAAUCCAAGACGUCGAACCUGCAGUGAUCAACGUAAAUGAAGAACAAGGGUGUAUGCUUUCUGAAGAUGCUCCAUCAACAGAAGAAAACAAGGCAGAGGAAAACACAACUGUGACUGAAGAAGAAGAAGUCGGCUUCAAGAAAAUAAUCAAAUUCUUUGAAUUAAAAUUCACAGUCACUAAGGAUAAGGCAGAAGAAAACAAGCCAGAUCAAUCAAAAGAUGAGAAUGAGAGGGAGGCAUUAGUGAAAUCUGAUGACUCCAAAGACACUAGCACCAUCACCACAGAGCAAGAUGCAGAGGGGAAGUCUGAGGAAGAACCUGUUUGUGUUGAUUUGACUGCUGAUUCUGCUGCUGUUGAACCAUUACAAGCUGAUGAAGCAACAGUACAACAGGCCACAGACGCAUCAUCUCUCAAUGAAGAGGUGACACCUGCAGAAGGUGUUUCUGAGUCACAGGAAGAAACCAGCCCAGAGGAGGGGGAGGAGGAUUUGUCUCCAAUUAAAAAAUUCUUCACCACUGGGAUUUUUUCCACUUUGAAGAAAAAGAAGAAAGAGGAACCAUCAAAAGACGAGGCUGCUGGCGAAGAGCUCCAAACAAUUGAUAAAGAGGAGGUCGUAAAAGCUGUGGAACAAGAAGCAGCAGAGCCUGCCCAGGAAAGCAAAGUGGAAGAUGCCCCUGCUGAAACAAGUGAGGCUGAACUGUUAGGGUCUCAAGAGAAACCAAAGGUUGAAAGUAGUCCUCUCAAGAGACUUUUCUCAAGGCUCUCUUCAAGAAAACUAAAAAUACCAGAGCCAACUGAGAAUGCUGCCGAAGAACAGGUCAAAACAGACACAGACACUUCAAAAAAAGAGGGAACCUCCAUCUCCCCUCCAGAGGACAAAAGCAAGGAUGAGUCUAAACAUGAGUCUGAUGGUGAAGGAGGUUCAGAUGGGGAAAGGAAAAGGCCGUGGAGUUCCUUCAGAAAACUUGUCACCCCUAAAAGGCAACGGACUAAGCGUCUAUCUGAGAGUGAAGAUGAAGCAACAGAAAAGCCCUCUGCAGAUACCCCAGCCCCUGAAGCUCAAGAGGAGGUUAAACCGAGUGAAGAGCAUGAGCAAAUUGAACCUUGUCCGGAGGAGCCCAAAAAGAAGUCUGAUUUGUCUGUUUCCUGGGAGGCCCUGAUAUGUGGAGGAUCUACAAAGAAAAGGAGCAGAAAAGGUUCAAACUCAGAGGAUGAAGUUGCAGUUGAGAAGGACAGCAGGCCUGAGGAUGACCAAGGAAAGACUGCAGAAUCUCCACUGGGAAGUUCUCUGGAAGGAGAUGAUGAGCAUGUAUCUUCCUCUCUAGAACAGUCCGGUAGUCCCGCUGAAGGUGAUGGGGGAUCGACAUGGAAGUCCCUCAAGAAACUUGUAACCCCAAAGAGGAAAUUAAGAGUAGGAGAAUCAGGUGAGCAAAUCCCCUCUGAUGGUGAAACCACAAAAGAUGAAACUUCAUUUUCAGUCAAGAAACUAAUCUCAGGACGCAAGAAGCGAAGGUCUGAUGGAAGACAGGAACAGACAUCAUCUGAUGAGGCUGGUAAAGAUGCUGGAUCAGAAGAUGAAGAUGAUGAAACACCAUCAGUGGUGCCUUUGUCUGAAUUUGAUGUGAUUGAACCAAGCAUGGUGCAUACAAUACCAAAAGAUGAGGAGCCCACAGACAUUACCCAGGAAACUGAAGAGAAACUGCCCCCACCUCACCAUGACAUUGGCCCUCCAAUUGUGGCAACUGUUCCGAAAGAUUUUGAGGACCUGACAGACUACAUAACCAAGCAUCAGCAGCUCAGUGACAUACCAGAGGAGAGCAUUGUAACACCUAUUGGUGAGGAGGCUUUUCAAGAUGACACAAUUGCAGAGGACAUUGCAGAGUGGACAUCUGAAGCAUUCACAGUUGCUGAGCCACCGACUGAAGUUUCCUUUGUGACAGCAGUCUCUCACCUGUCAGAGUCUCCAAAAUCCUCAGGUGCCUCAACACCAGUCGCCUCAGAGGGGGAUAUUAAGGACACAGACAUUGUCUUGCAGGAAGCUGUGGAAACUGUCAGCAUAAUUUCAAGUAACUUAUCAGUAACAGAUAAUGAGAAGAUACAGGAAGUGGCAGCUAUGUCUCUUACACCACAGUUGUUAGGAACAUCUGUUAGUGAAGAGACAAAGGUUUUCAUUGCACACAAGAAAUUUGAGGCAACCAACAUUUGCAUAGGUCUUUCAACUGAAGACAUAGGUGUUACUGAGGAAAUGCCUCUCAUGACAGUGGUAGAGGCACCAUCUGAGGUUAGUGAAGCUGUAUCUACUGAAUGUGUCGCUGGAGAGGAUUUGGCCGAGGAACCUGAAGCAGCAGGAAUUACAGAGGAUGUAUUACAUGAAGCUGAGGUGAAAGAAAUAAGGACUGAUUUCCAUGAAGAGGACCACAGGGAAGAAGAAGCUGAAGCAGGUCAAGCCAUUGAUGUGGAAAAAGAAGAUGGUGAGGAAAUGGGUGAGAUGCCAUAUGUGAUUCAGACGGAGAAUCAGCAGGAGACAGAGUUAGUCAAUGGCCUUGAAGAGCUUGUACCAAUCCAUGUCGCCAUUACCAGUGCAGUGCAGGGAGAAGUCCAGUAUCUGGAAGGGCAGGUUAUUGCUGAAGACACACCAAGGCCUGCAAUGGAAGGCCCCAUGGACUCAGCAGUAGAGGAGGCUGUAUGUGUAGAGCCAGUUAUCCUAGCUGAAAUGACUAUUCAAGGAGAGAAAGAGCAAGAGAUCUCAGCUAUUGAGACAACAGGUGCUGAUAUUCUUCAUGACACUCUUGCUGAACUGGUUGAAAGUGAAAUGCAAGAAGUUGUCUCUUCAACAUUAGGCAUUUCAACAGAUGAAAGCUCAGGGAUGCCUGAAGCUCUAAUCCCACUUGUGGCACCAGCAGUGCAAUCUACAGAGUUCCAAGAGGCUGUUGAUGUUGUUGAGCCAGUGCUAGAUACAGUUACUUCUGUGGUGCUAGAGUCAGUCACUGAAGAAGUUGUAAUGGAAAAUGUACAUGCAGUAUGUUUUGCAGAUGAUCAUGAAAUCCAAGUUAAAGUAGAAGAUACAGAAUUGCAGUCAUCAGAACCUGUUGAAGAGUCAACAUUGGAAGUAGCAUCAUCAGAUGAGGUUGCUAUUGUGGAGGAAGCUACCAAACUGGAAGUGGCUGAAAAAGAAGAAGCAGAAUCAGCUGAAGAGGUAGCCCCCCUGACUGCUCCAGAUAUCAUUCAGCAUGUGGAGGUCGAAGACCUAUCUGCUAUUGGAGAUGAGUCAAUGUCUCCAGAGGACAUUCCGUUACCAUUUGAAAAGGCACCAGAGGAUGCUAUUGUAGAAGAAAAGCCAGCUACUCAAGGAGAUGAGAUGACAGAGACAGAAGCAGACCUGCCAAUUCCAGACUCCACAAUUCCCAAAGCCAUAGUAGAAUCAGUGGAAAAGGAAGAAAAAGCUACCUCCGAAUUUGCAGAAGCAGAGGCCACUGAGGCAGAAAACCAAGCAGUUAAAGAAGUGGUGGAAACACAGGAAACUGCUCCAUCAAAACCAGCUGAACCAGCAGCUUCUGAGUCUGUUGCUGAAGAAGCACUUUUAACUGCUGUGGAAGUACAAACAUCAUCUUUAAUUGAACCAGAGUUGGACACACCUGUCGCUGCACUGCAAACAGAGACAUCAGAAGUAACAGCUCAGGAAGUAGAAGCACCUGUUAUCACUGAACCAGAGGUGGAGAUAACAUCUGUAACAUCUCCAGAAGAAGCCAUAACUGAAACUGCACAGGAAACUCAGGCACCCACACUGGCAGCAGAGCUGGUAGUUGGAACAACAGCAGUGACAGAGCUAGAGGCAGAAACUCCAGUGGAACCUGCCCCAGAAGUAGAAACACCUGUGGUGACAACCCUGGAGGUUGAAACAUCAGUGGUAUCUGAGCCAGAAUUGGAAAUACCUGUAUUGCAAGAAAUGGCAAAGGAGAUGCCAGUGCUAUCUGCGGUGGAAAUUGAGGCACCAGUGCAAUCAGCAAUAGAGAUUGAAACAAAUGUAAAUACAAAAAUGGAGGAAGUAACAGAAACUGUCGCAGCCAUGGAAGUUGAGAUGUCAAUUGAAAAUGAGCUGGCCAUAGAGACAAUUCAGCAGACUGCACUGGAGAAAGAAACAGCAAUACCUGAUGCCCCAGAAGAAGAAAUUGCAGUUGCAGCCAUUCCAGAUGUAGAAACAGCAGUUGUAGAAACAUCAGUAGCGCCUAAGCUGGAAGAAACAACAGAGGUUGUAUCAACACCAGAAGAAGUUGCUGUUGUUGCUGUUCCAGAAGUACAGACAGGACAGACUAUGGCUGCCCCAGAGGUAAGCACAGAGGUUGUUGUUACACCUGAAGUAAUUGCAGAAGUUGCUGGUGUACCAGUGGCAAGUGCAGAGAUGGCUGCUGCUCCAGAAGUAAGCACAGAAGUUUCUGCAUCCCCUGAGGUAACCAUACAUGUUGCUGCUGCCCCAGAGGAAAGGGCAGAAGUCACAGCUUCCCCAUUGGUAAUCACAGAUGUUACUCCUGCCCAGGCUGUCAUCACCGAAGUUACUCCUGCGCCUGUUAUAAUGACAAGCAUUACUCCUGCCCCAGAGGAAAUGGCAGAAGUCACAGCUUCCCCAUUGGUAAUCACAGAUAUUACUCCUGCCCAGGCUGUCAUCACCGAAGUUACUCCUGCGCCUGUUAUAAUGACAAGCAUUACUCCUGCCCCAGAGGAAAUGGCAGAAGUCACAGCUUCCCCAUUGGUAAUCACAGAUAUUACUCCUGCCCAGGCUGUCAUCACCGAAGUUACUCCUGCGCCUGUUAUAAUGACAAGCAUUACUCCUGCCCCAGUAGCAAGCACAGUGGCUGCAGUUGCCCCAGUUGUUAGCACAGAGGUUACUGCUGCCCCUGCUGUAAUCCCAGCGGUUGCUUCAGAGGUACAGGCAGCUGUUGUACUUGUGCCAGAACUUCAGACAGCUGUUAUAGCUGCCCCAGAAGUGAGAGCAGUGGUUGCAAAUGCUCUUGUGGUAGAAACACCAAGUGUGGUUGUGCCCGAAGUAGAGGUAAAUCCAGCUGUUAUUGUUUCUUCAUUACAGUCAGAAGUUGUUGCUCCCCCAAAAGUGGACACAGCAGUUGUAACAACUCCAGAAGUACGGGCCAUGGCAGUUGUGGAGACAGAAAAACCUAUAGUGGAGGCAAAAACCCCUACUCCAAUUGCUCCAAUUGCUCCAGUCUCUCCAGUGAACGUAACAGUGACUGUGACUGUGACAUCUACAAUAGCUAAAGAGUCCCAUAACCCAGAGCCCCCUAAAGUGGACAUCCCUGUUGCCCCUGCCCCUGUUGUAAUUAGCCCUGUUGCCCCUGUUAUAACUGCCCCUGUUGCCCCUGUUAUAGCUGCCCCUGUUGCUCCUGCCCCUGUUGCCCCUGCCCCUGUUGAGACUGCCCCUCCUGCCACAACAGCAGAGAAGCCAGCUGUCAUGGGCCAAAUCCCACAGCAAGUGACUAUUCCAAAGACAAAGGCAGUUCACACACCAGAAACAGAGGAUGAUGUGUGGGAGGAUGCAGUGGAUGACAUGAUCCCUAAGAUAGAAGUGGCAUACGCUAUUGCCACACCUUCAAUUGUGACCGUUGAAUGUGUUCAAGAGCAAGCAGAAGAUACCAGUGGUAAGGAAGCUGAAUUCAGUGACCCAAUUCAGUCCAAAGAGGAGGGAAGUGUGACAGCGGACGUCCGACCCCAGGAAGACUCAGCUGGCCUUAAGGCCGAAGAAGGACCGGCGGCUGAGCUGCAAACCUCAUCCGAGUUUGAAUUCCAAGAUGCUGCUGAGAAUUCAGAUUCCACCCUCAAUGGAACUUAAAAAGCAGUUGUUUCAAUGCAGCCAAGCUGGUUCAAUGCAGGAAAAGGAAGGUGAAUCGCCCAAUGUUCUUCAGAGGACCAUCAGAUGAACUGCCUGGCUGAAUUUCGCAAGAUAGACCAAGGACUCCAUCUUAACACCCUGGCACAGAGUUCAUCUCAGCUCAGAGGACAAUAUUCUGAAAGCAGCUAUUGUGCAGAUAUGCCAUUUUGGUUUUGCCAAUGUGAUUAUCUAACUGCACUAUCAGCAGUGCACAUGACUACGAUGAAGAGUUUUCACUGUUUGGUUAUCGUAUCAAUUUCUGUUGACUUCAAAUUUAAUUAGAAAGUCAUUUUUACUCUACCGAGGAGAAUGAUUGUUUCUUUUAAUUCAGAAAUGCUUUAAUCAGGAAUUUGUGUCAAGUAUAUAUAUAUUUUGUCCUCACGCUAAUGAGGAUUAAUUAUGUAUGUCAUUCAGCAACCCAACAGGGUAGUCUGUUUCUAACCAAAGUUCAUAAUAACAAGCAUUCUGUUGUUUAAUUGGUAAUUUCAUUUAAGAGUCCUUACUUCAAAUAUAGAAUGCAUUCAUUUAGUUUGUAUUAUUUUACAACAUAAUGUAAUGUGAACAAAUUCUACAUUAAUAAUGAUUGUUUUUUCUGUUGCGUAAUAAUUCAUAACAGUUAUUUGACCACUGCUUUUGAAACACUGAUGACAUUUGAAUGAGAUAAAUACAAAAGAUGUAUUUGGCUGAACUAAAUUGGCAAGUGUAAAAAUUUACUUCACAUUUUUGUGAGAUCAUAUCUCACAUCUGACUUUCUCUGAACCGUAUCUCAUACUUAUAGGUAAAAAUGAGGAAGGGGAGCAGCGAUAUGUAAUAUCUGUUGACUCCUUAUUCAAAGACACUCUGUGUCUGUGUAUGUGGGUGCAUAAAAGAGGUUAUAUCUGUCAGAAAUGGCAGGUUUAUCAGGGGAGUAUGGCCAAGGAUUGAUUGAUUUUUUUCUCCUUGAUCAUUUUGUAUCUCAUCUAAAUUGUAUCCAUCAUAUGGUAUUUGUACAAAUUGUAUACCUAAGCAUCCUAAAUGACACAUUAACAAAUAACUAAAUAUUA
Alosa sapidissima (American shad) is the source of this 7274-nucleotide messenger RNA. It is a transcript of the gene akap12a, whose product is annotated as A kinase (PRKA) anchor protein 12a. The transcript is spliced from 4 exons. The coding region runs from base 106 to 6192 and encodes 2028 amino acids. Gene Ontology annotation, molecular function: protein kinase A binding; calmodulin binding. NCBI's taxonomy places the organism in Eukaryota, Metazoa, Chordata, Actinopteri, Clupeiformes, Clupeidae. Gene Ontology annotation, cellular component: cytoplasm. The record is from RefSeq and is a predicted model, not a curated record. Gene Ontology annotation, biological process: regulation of protein kinase C signaling; signal transduction.